Molecule: messenger RNA, 6864 nt
Organism: Oncorhynchus gorbuscha (pink salmon)
Lineage: Eukaryota; Metazoa; Chordata; Actinopteri; Salmoniformes; Salmonidae
Product: collagen alpha-3(VI) chain-like
Exons: 12
Coding region: 77-2812 (911 amino acids)
Source: RefSeq, a predicted model, not a curated record
UGAGAGUCAGGCUCCCAGGAGGGAUGUCGUGUUCUUGCUGGAUGGAUCUGAUGGCACGAGGAGUGGAUUCCCAGCAAUGCGGGACUUUGUUCAAAGAGUAGUGGAGACACUCGGUGUGGAUGAGAACAAAGAUCGCGUGGCUGUGGUCCAGUACAGUAGAGAUCCAGCCGCCCAAUUCUAUCUGAACACAUACACAACAAAAGGAGAGAUUCUCAACACUGUAAGAGGUCUGAGACACAAAGGUGGGAGACCUCUCAACACUGGAGCAGCUCUCCAGUAUGUGAGAGACAAUGUCUUGACUGCCUCCUCCGGAAGUCGACGCACUGAAGGUGUUCCACAGUUACUGAUUCUGCUGAGUGGUGGAAGGUCCUUUGACAAUGUUGACACUCCAGCUUCUGCUCUGAAGGAGCUUGGGGUCUUGAUCUUUGGAAUUGGAACAAGGAGCUCUGAUAGCAGAGAAUUGCAGAGGAUAUCACAUGAUCCCAGUUACGCUCUGUCUGUCUCUGACUUCACUGACCUUCCAAACAUCCAGCAGCAACUUCUGUCCUCGGUGGAGUCAGUUGUUAUUGACGUUACGCCAGAAUCGACAACAGAUUUAGUUGAUCAUGACACCUCCAGAAAGGAUGUGGUAUUCCUUGUGGAUGGUUCUGAUGGCACAAGGAAUGGAUUCCCAGCAAUGCGUGAUUUUGUUCAGCGAGUAGUGGGGAAACUCAAUGUGGGAGGAGACAAAGACCGCGUUUCUGUUGUCCAGUACGGUAGAGAUCAAGAAGUUCAUUUCUAUCUGAACACAUACACCACAAAGGAGGACAUUCUUAACACUGUGAGAAGUCUGAGGCACAGAGGAGGUAGACCCCUUAACACUGGGGCAGCCCUCCAAUACGUAAGGGACAACGUCCUUACUGCCUCCUCUGGAAGCAGAAGCCAAGAGGGCGUCCCUCAGAUGCUGAUACUGCUGAGUGGGGGAAGGUCCAGUGAUAAUGUUGACAUACCAGCUUCUGCCCUGAAAGACAGUGGGGUCUUGAUCUUUGGCAUUGGAACCAGAAAUUCCAGCAGAGAGGUUCAAGGGAUUGCCACUGAUCCUAGUUUUUCCCAGUCUGUUUCUGAAUUCACUGACCUCCCCAGCAUCCAGGAGCAGUUUUUCUCCACACUCAUAACUGUACAAGUUGAGGCCACACCCAAAACCCCAACAGUCAUAGUGGACCAAAGCAUUGCCAGAAAGGAUGUAGUAUUCCUGCUGGAUGGUUCUGAUGGCACUAGGAAUGGCUUUCCAGCAAUGCGUGACUUUGUUCAAAGAGUGGUAGAGAAACUCACUGUGGAGGAGAACAGAGAUCGAGUCUCUGUGGUCCAGUAUAGCAAAGAAUCAGAGGCCCACUUCUAUUUGAACACUUACACAACAAAGGAAGACGUUGUGGACACCGUAAGAGGCCUGAGGCACAAAGGAGGGAGACCCCUCAACACUGGGGCAGCUCUCCAGUAUGUCAGGGACAAUGUCUUUAUUGCCUCCUCCGGAAGUAGGCGCCUUGAAGGUGUUCCACAGAUUCUGAUACUGCUGAAUGGUGGAAGGUCCUUUGACAAUGUAGAUACACCAGCGUCUGCUCUCAAGGAGCUUGGUGUCUUGGUGUUUGGAAUUGGAACAAGGAGCUCUGAUAGCAGAGAAUUACAAAAAAUAUCCUAUGACCCCAGUUAUGCUCUUUCCGUGUCUGAAUUUACUGACCUCCCCAACGUCCAACAGCAGCUUCUUUCUGCUAUGGGCACUGUCAUUGUACAGGUCACAACCAUGACACCAACAGUAAAACCAACAAUCCUAGUUGAGAGUCAGGCUCCCAGGAGGGAUGUCGUGUUCUUGCUGGAUGGAUCUGAUGGCACGAGGAGUGGAUUCCCAGCAAUGCGGGACUUUGUUCAAAGAGUAGUGGAGACACUCGGUGUGGAUGAGAACAAAGAUCGCGUGGCUGUGGUCCAGUACAGUAGAGAUCCAGCCGCCCAAUUCUAUCUGAACACAUACACAACAAAAGGAGAGAUUCUCAACACUGUAAGAGGUCUGAGACACAAAGGUGGGAGACCUCUCAACACUGGAGCAGCUCUCCAGUAUGUGAGAGACAAUGUCUUGACUGCCUCCUCCGGAAGUCGACGCACUGAAGGUGUUCCACAGUUACUGAUUCUGCUGAGUGGUGGAAGGUCCUUUGACAAUGUUGACACUCCAGCUUCUGCUCUGAAGGAGCUUGGGGUCUUGAUCUUUGGAAUUGGAACAAGGAGCUCUGAUAGCAGAGAAUUGCAGAGGAUAUCACAUGAUCCCAGUUACGCUCUGUCUGUCUCUGACUUCACUGACCUUCCAAACAUCCAGCAGCAACUUCUGUCCUCGGUGGAGUCAGUUGUUAUUGACGUUACGCCAGAAUCGACAACAGAUUUAGUUGAUCAUGACACCUCCAGAAAGGAUGUGGUAUUCCUUGUGGAUGGUUCUGAUGGCACAAGGAAUGGAUUCCCAGCAAUGCGUGAUUUUGUUCAGCGAGUAGUGGGGAAACUCAAUGUGGGAGGAGACAAAGACCGCGUUUCUGUUGUCCAGUACGGUAGAGAUCAAGAAGUUCAUUUCUAUCUGAACACAUACACCACAAAGGAGGACAUUCUUAACACUGUGAGAAGUCUGAGGCACAGAGGAGGUAGACCCCUUAACACUGGGGCAGCCCUCCAAUACGUAAGGGACAACGUCCUUACUGCCUCCUCUGGAAGCAGAAGCCAAGAGGGCGUCCCUCAGAUGCUGAUACUGCUGAGUGGGGAAGGUCCAGUGAUAAUGUUGACAUACCAGCUUCUGCCCUGAAAGACAGUGGGGUCUUGAUCUUUGGCAUUGGAACCAGAAAUUCCAGCAGAGAGGUUCAAGGGAUUGCCACUGAUCCUAGUUUUUCCCAGUCUGUUUCUGAAUUCACUGACCUCCCCAGCAUCCAGGAGCAGUUUUUCUCCACACUCAUAACUGUACAAGUUGAGGCCACACCCAAAACCCCAACAGUCAUAGUGGACCAAAGCAUUGCCAGAAAGGAUGUAGUAUUCCUGCUGGAUGGUUCUGAUGGCACUAGGAAUGGCUUUCCAGCAAUGCGUGACUUUGUUCAAAGAGUGGUAGAGAAACUCACUGUGGAGGAGAACAGAGAUCGAGUCUCUGUGGUCCAGUAUAGCAAAGAAUCAGAGGCCCACUUCUAUUUGAACACUUACACAACAAAGGAAGACGUUGUGGACACCGUAAGAGGCCUGAGGCACAAAGGAGGGAGACCCCUCAACACUGGGGCAGCUCUCCAGUAUGUCAGGGACAAUGUCUUUAUUGCCUCCUCCGGAAGUAGGCGCCUUGAAGGUGUUCCACAGAUUCUGAUACUGCUGAAUGGUGGAAGGUCCUUUGACAAUGUAGAUACACCAGCGUCUGCUCUCAAGGAGCUUGGUGUCUUGGUGUUUGGAAUUGGAACAAGGAGCUCUGAUAGCAGAGAAUUACAAAAAAUAUCCUAUGACCCCAGUUAUGCUCUUUCCGUGUCUGAAUUUACUGACCUCCCCAACGUCCAACAGCAGCUUCUUUCUGCUAUGGGCACUGUCAUUGUACAGGUCACAACCAUGACACCAACAGUAAAACCAACAAUCCUAGUUGAGAGUCAGGCUCCCAGGAGGGAUGUCGUGUUCUUGCUGGAUGGAUCUGAUGGCACGAGGAGUGGAUUCCCAGCAAUGCGGGACUUUGUUCAAAGAGUAGUGGAGACACUCGGUGUGGAUGAGAACAAAGAUCGCGUGGCUGUGGUCCAGUACAGUAGAGAUCCAGCCGCCCAAUUCUAUCUGAACACAUACACAACAAAAGGAGAGAUUCUCAACACUGUAAGAGGUCUGAGACACAAAGGUGGGAGACCUCUCAACACUGGAGCAGCUCUCCAGUAUGUGAGAGACAAUGUCUUGACUGCCUCCUCCGGAAGUCGACGCACUGAAGGUGUUCCACAGUUACUGAUUCUGCUGAGUGGUGGAAGGUCCUUUGACAAUGUUGACACUCCAGCUUCUGCUCUGAAGGAGCUUGGGGUCUUGAUCUUUGGAAUUGGAACAAGGAGCUCUGAUAGCAGAGAAUUGCAGAGGAUAUCACAUGAUCCCAGUUACGCUCUGUCUGUCUCUGACUUCACUGACCUUCCAAACAUCCAGCAGCAACUUCUGUCCUCGGUGGAGUCAGUUGUUAUUGACGUUACGCCAGAAUCGACAACAGAUUUAGUUGAUCAUGACACCUCCAGAAAGGAUGUGGUAUUCCUUGUGGAUGGUUCUGAUGGCACAAGGAAUGGAUUCCCAGCAAUGCGUGAUUUUGUUCAGCGAGUAGUGGGGAAACUCAAUGUGGGAGGAGACAAAGACCGCGUUUCUGUUGUCCAGUACGGUAGAGAUCAAGAAGUUCAUUUCUAUCUGAACACAUACACCACAAAGGAGGACAUUCUUAACACUGUGAGAAGUCUGAGGCACAGAGGAGGUAGACCCCUUAACACUGGGGCAGCCCUCCAAUACGUAAGGGACAACGUCCUUACUGCCUCCUCUGGAAGCAGAAGCCAAGAGGGCGUCCCUCAGAUGCUGAUACUGCUGAGUGGGGAAGGUCCAGUGAUAAUGUUGACAUACCAGCUUCUGCCCUGAAAGACAGUGGGGUCUUGAUCUUUGGCAUUGGAACCAGAAAUUCCAGCAGAGAGGUUCAAGGGAUUGCCACUGAUCCUAGUUUUUCCCAGUCUGUUUCUGAAUUCACUGACCUCCCCAGCAUCCAGGAGCAGUUUUUCUCCACACUCAUAACUGUACAAGUUGAGGCCACACCCAAAACCCCAACAGUCAUAGUGGACCAAAGCAUUGCCAGAAAGGAUGUAGUAUUCCUGCUGGAUGGUUCUGAUGGCACUAGGAAUGGCUUUCCAGCAAUGCGUGACUUUGUUCAAAGAGUGGUAGAGAAACUCACUGUGGAGGAGAACAGAGAUCGAGUCUCUGUGGUCCAGUAUAGCAAAGAAUCAGAGGCCCACUUCUAUUUGAACACUUACACAACAAAGGAAGACGUUGUGGACACCGUAAGAGGCCUGAGGCACAAAGGAGGGAGACCCCUCAACACUGGGGCAGCUCUCCAGUAUGUCAGGGACAAUGUCUUUAUUGCCUCCUCCGGAAGUAGGCGCCUUGAAGGUGUUCCACAGAUUCUGAUACUGCUGAAUGGUGGAAGGUCCUUUGACAAUGUAGAUACACCAGCGUCUGCUCUCAAGGAGCUUGGUGUCUUGGUGUUUGGAAUUGGAACAAGGAGCUCUGAUAGCAGAGAAUUACAAAAAAUAUCCUAUGACCCCAGUUAUGCUCUUUCCGUGUCUGAAUUUACUGACCUCCCCAACGUCCAACAGCAGCUUCUUUCUGCUAUGGGCACUGUCAUUGUACAGGUCACAACCAUGACACCAACAGUAAAACCAACAAUCCUAGUUGAGAGUCAGGCUCCCAGGAGGGAUGUCGUGUUCUUGCUGGAUGGAUCUGAUGGCACGAGGAGUGGAUUCCCAGCAAUGCGGGACUUUGUUCAAAGAGUAGUGGAGACACUCGGUGUGGAUGAGAACAAAGAUCGCGUGGCUGUGGUCCAGUACAGUAGAGAUCCAGCCGCCCAAUUCUAUCUGAACACAUACACAACAAAAGGAGAGAUUCUCAACACUGUAAGAGGUCUGAGACACAAAGGUGGGAGACCUCUCAACACUGGAGCAGCUCUCCAGUAUGUGAGAGACAAUGUCUUGACUGCCUCCUCCGGAAGUCGACGCACUGAAGGUGUUCCACAGUUACUGAUUCUGCUGAGUGGUGGAAGGUCCUUUGACAAUGUUGACACUCCAGCUUCUGCUCUGAAGGAGCUUGGGGUCUUGAUCUUUGGAAUUGGAACAAGGAGCUCUGAUAGCAGAGAAUUGCAGAGGAUAUCACAUGAUCCCAGUUACGCUCUGUCUGUCUCUGACUUCACUGACCUUCCAAACAUCCAGCAGCAACUUCUGUCCUCGGUGGAGUCAGUUGUUAUUGACGUUACGCCAGAAUCGACAACAGAUUUAGUUGAUCAUGACACCUCCAGAAAGGAUGUGGUAUUCCUUGUGGAUGGUUCUGAUGGCACAAGGAAUGGAUUCCCAGCAAUGCGUGAUUUUGUUCAGCGAGUAGUGGGGAAACUCAAUGUGGGAGGAGACAAAGACCGCGUUUCUGUUGUCCAGUACGGUAGAGAUCAAGAAGUUCAUUUCUAUCUGAACACAUACACCACAAAGGAGGACAUUCUUAACACUGUGAGAAGUCUGAGGCACAGAGGAGGUAGACCCCUUAACACUGGGGCAGCCCUCCAAUACGUAAGGGACAACGUCCUUACUGCCUCCUCUGGAAGCAGAAGCCAAGAGGGCGUCCCUCAGAUGCUGAUACUGCUGAGUGGGGAAGGUCCAGUGAUAAUGUUGACAUACCAGCUUCUGCCCUGAAAGACAGUGGGGUCUUGAUCUUUGGCAUUGGAACCAGAAAUUCCAGCAGAGAGGUUCAAGGGAUUGCCACUGAUCCUAGUUUUUCCCAGUCUGUUUCUGAAUUCACUGACCUCCCCAGCAUCCAGGAGCAGUUUUUCUCCACACUCAUAACUGUACAAGUUGAGGCCACACCCAAAACCCCAACAGUCAUAGUGGACCAAAGCAUUGCCAGAAAGGAUGUAGUAUUCCUGCUGGAUGGUUCUGAUGGCACUAGGAAUGGCUUUCCAGCAAUGCGUGACUUUGUUCAAAGAGUGGUAGAGAAACUCACUGUGGAGGAGAACAGAGAUCGAGUCUCUGUGGUCCAGUAUAGCAAAGAAUCAGAGGCCCACUUCUAUUUGAACACUUACACAACAAAGGAAGACGUUGUGGACACCGUAAGAGGCCUGAGGCACAAAGG